Molecule: messenger RNA, 438 nt
Organism: Knipowitschia caucasica
Lineage: Eukaryota; Metazoa; Chordata; Actinopteri; Gobiiformes; Gobiidae
Source: the annotation of a GenBank genome assembly
AUGACAGUGUCAGAGCAGGACUUGUCUUGUCCAAUCUGUUUUCAGAGAUCCAGUGCUCCUGUCCUGCACCCACAGCUUCUGCAGAGAGUGUUUGAAGACCUGGUGGGAAGAGACGCCCUUAAGGAAUUGUCCAAUCUGCAAGAGAAAGACUCGGAUGCUCACAAAAACCACAUCUUCAAACCCAUCGACGAGGUGACACCCGGCUUCAGGAAUCAGCUACAGGACGUUCUCCAGCGUCUGGCCGAACAGCUGCAGGACGUGAAUAAAAGCAAAAUGGAGUUUUCUGCUGCUGUGACUCACGUUGAAGCCCAGGCUCGGCUAACAGAGAGGCAGAUUCAGGAUCAGUUUAAGAGGCUGCACCAGUUUCUAGAGGAAGAAGAGCAGAGCCGGAUCAGCGCUCUGAGGGAGGAAGAACAGCAGAAGAGGAGGAGCCUAUAG